AAAGCCGCCCAAGCUGACGACGUGGCUGAGUUACGGACCGGGGUGAUUCAAACAGGGCAGAGCGGCUUUGUUUGUUGCUAACUCAUAGAGCUGUAAUUCAGAUGUUUUAUCCAGCCUGUCUGAAACUUUAACUUCAUCACUGUGUGUAACAAUGUCCGGGAAAAUCAAGAGCCGAAGUGCGGCAAACGCAGACUUGAUAUCUGGUGGUGUCCCCUGCGAUGAGCGGAUCUUGCGGGAUUGUCAUGAACUGUACACGGAACCCGACAGCGGGUUGAUCACAGUGGCCGAAUCGGUUGGUGUGAAGCUGCUGCCUCCCAGAAAGAAAAUCACUGUGAUGCUGAUGGGAAACCACUCUGCUGGGAAAAGCUCCUUCAUCAACUGGUAUGUGGAAGAGCACAUCCAGCGCACUGGAGUAGCCAUUGAGACCCAAGGCUUCAGCUUUGUUACAAAUGGACGCAAGAGAGAGUCUCUCACAGGAAAUGCCACCCUACAUCUGUAUCCACACUUCAAGCCUCUGCAGGAAUUUAAAGGUGUUUCCGAGUACCUGAGCACAGAGAUCUGCACCUCUCGACAGAAACGGUUCAGCUUGGUGACGUUUGUUGAUUCGCCCGGGUUGGUGGAUGGCGAUAUGAAGUAUCCGUUUGACGUGGAUGAGGUUAUCCUGUGGCUGGGUGAUCUUUGUGACCUAAUUCUGGUCUUCUUUGACCCCAUGGGUCAGGCUCUUUGCAAGCGCACCCUCAACAUUGUGGAGAGCCUGAAUGAAAAACAUGGGGACCGGCUGCGGUUUUACCUGAGCAAGGCUGAUGAGGCCGGAGGAGAGUCGGACAGACAGAGGGUGAUGAUGCAGAUUGUCCAGGAGCUCUGCAAGCGCCCGGGACUCAACAAGUGUGGUUUUGACAUGCCCACCAUCUACAUUCCUAAUCCCAACAAGCCAAGCCGCUGUGUCAACCAGAUUGAGGAGGUUUGCCGUACCAUAGAGAAAACUAUCAACCAGACGGUCCAAAAUACGCUCAACUCUCUGGAGCGAGACUGUGAGCUUAUUGUUGAGGCUAUCACAGACAAGCUCAGUAAUGACAGGCAGACCACUGUUGAAAACCGACGUGCACGGUGCAAGAGCUGCUUCCUGACUCUGCUGGGUUUCUGCGUCCCUCUGACUCUAUUGGCGUUUCUGGUGCUGGGCGCUCUGUCCCAGGAUUUGCUGAAAGUAGUUCUGGGCAAGGAGGGUACAGAGACACUCGCCCUCUACCUGACUCCCAUAGUGAGAAUAUUCGACUCCCUGCCUGUGGAGCAGCGGCUUUAUGGCUGCGCUGGGCUCGUACUUCUGUCCUUUCUCCUGCUCAUCAUUGCGCGCUUCAUCUUCAGAACUCGACCCACUCUAUCAAACAAACAGAAAAGGCAACUACAGGAGAAGCUGGAGUACAUUAAGGAGGUGGUCAAGACCAAAAAGAAAAAGCUGUAUGAAGAAUACCUACGCCAGAGUGUCAGCGAUCACGACAUGGGCUUGUAGAGAUGCGCUUACGCACGGGCACGCACAAAUCUCCACUGUUACAAAGGACCGGAUGAAAUCAACACUUUUCUGAGAUUCCACACCAGCUGCUGUGCUCUGCAGACCACUCUGUGGUGUAUCUUUUGGCACAUUUGUUGAAACCCAUCCAAGUUCUGGUGCUCUGAAAACUGUAAAACCUCUUUACCUAUUAGAUAAUGUUACCUCUGGUUUUAAAAAAGGGUUAAGCCACACUACCUGCAGAAAAUGAGCUCGUUACUGAUCACUUACUUGUAUGCAUAUAUAUGCAUGUAUUCUGUGCCUCUUCUCCACUGAUAUGAAUUCAGACCUGUACCACUUUAAGAUACUUAAACAUUUCCAAACUAUUUAUAAGAUUUCUCACAUAUAAAGCACUGGUUUGUGUGAGUCACUUUGUAUGAGCUACUGUUUUUGAGGUCCUUCACCAGCGUUUUAUACGUGACUUUGACCUGUUAAUUAAUGAAUCCAUUUCAGAUCAUGAAUGUCUGCAGGUUAUGUAGGUUAGCUCAUAUGUAGAAUAUCCAACUGUCUGCAGUCAGAAGUGUUACCUGCAACCAAUCAAACCUUUUGUAUUUUCUUUCUACAUUGACCAUGUUUUAAACUUGAUUAAAUAAAAAAGCAAUGAUCAAUACUG
Messenger RNA from Archocentrus centrarchus (flier cichlid), 2156 nucleotides. RefSeq lists its product as uncharacterized. Gene Ontology annotation, molecular function: GTPase activity. The record is from RefSeq and is a predicted model, not a curated record. The transcript is spliced from 12 exons. The coding region runs from base 152 to 1507 and encodes 451 amino acids. NCBI's taxonomy places the organism in Eukaryota, Metazoa, Chordata, Actinopteri, Cichliformes, Cichlidae.